Messenger RNA from Caenorhabditis angaria, 3780 nucleotides. Lineage: Eukaryota; Metazoa; Nematoda; Chromadorea; Rhabditida; Rhabditidae. The record is from the annotation of a GenBank genome assembly.
AUGGUUAAACGUAAAGCAGAUCAGGAAGAUGAUGAUUAUCAGACAAGUUAUAAUCCUAAUGAAGAAAUGAUAAUUCCCGGUGAAAAAAGAAAGAGAAAAGAAGAACCAAAAGAGAAAUCGGCUACUGGUGGAAAGAAAAAUAGGAAUUUCUUGAAGGAAAAAGAAGAGGCGAAAAUCACCAAGAAAGCUAAGAGACAAUUGGCUGCAGUUCAGGCAAGAAAAGCUCUGAAACUUACACAAGAAGAGUUGUUUGCUGGAUUGGCUGAAGUUCAACUCGAUCCUAAAAAGUUAUCUCAAUUAACAUCGAGCACAAAAUUGGUGAAAGACGAGAAGUGAGUUCAAUUUUUUUUCAAUUUGAAAGGAAGGAAUUUGUUUUCAGAGAAGCCAAAUUUCCGGAUAAAAUCAAAGUAUUCAAUGGAAAACAAAAAGUUCAAGUAAAACGAGUUCAAGAAGGCCAUAUAACUACUGAUGAUGAAUCAUCUUCAGAAGAAGAAGAAGGCAAUGAUGAAGAAGCAGCAGCAGAAGAUCAAGACGAUAAAAUUGCUUCAACUAGCGCAACUGAAAUUGAAAUUAAAAUUGAGGAACCAGAAGAAUCUACAGAACCAAUUGAACUAUCGUAUGAGCUGAUAAAAAGAGAAGAUGAUGAAGAAUCGGAUCAAGAAGAUAUUUUAGCUCUUCCAACAACAAAUGUCAUUGAGAGAAAGAAAGUAUUUGUUCAGCGAACUGAAGAGAUUCAAAAUUCAAGAGCUGAAUUACCCAUUUUUGCCGAAGAAAUGCGUAUUAUUGAAGCUAUUAAUGAGAAUUUAGUCACGGUUGUUUGCGGAGAAACAGGUUCAGGAAAAACAACUCAAAUUCCUCAAUUUUUAUAUGAAGCUGGUUAUACAGCAGAUGGUGAAUUGAUUGGAAUUACAGAACCAAGACGAGUUGCUGCAAUUGCAAUGGCACAAAGAGUUGGAAUUGAACUUGGAUUAGAGAAUAAAGUUUCAUAUCAAAUUCGAUAUGAAGGAACUCGUUCGAAUGAAACUAGUAUUCUUUUUAUGACUGAUGGUGUUUUAAUGAAAGAAAUGUCAACUGAUGUUAUGCUCAAAAAAUAUAGUGUUAUUCUUAUUGAUGAAGCUCACGAAAGAAGUAUGUAUAGUGAUGUUUUAAUUGGAAUGUUAUCAAGAAUUGUUCCAUUGAGAGCGAAAACUGAAAGACCACUUCGAUUGGUGAUUAUGUCUGCUACUUUGAGACUCGAUGAUUUCACCCAUAAAAAGUUUGUUUUUUUUUUUGCUUCAAAAUUUUUUAAUUGAAAACAAUGAUUAUUUUCAGACUGUUCCCUUUAUUAACUCCAAAAGUUAUAAAAGUUGAUGCGAGACAAUAUCCAGUUACUGUUCAUUUCGAAAAACGAACACCAACAGAUUAUGUAUCUUCUGCAUUUCGAAAAGUUUGUCGAAUUCAUGAAACUUUGCCGCCAGGUGCUAUUUUGGUAUUUGUAACUGGACAACAUGAAGUUCGACAAUUAAUGGCGAAGUUGAAAAAAAGAUAUGCAAUGGUUUAUGAAAAAUCAAAAGAUGGAAAAAUAUUGAUUCGAGACACAAAAGAAUGGAAAGAAGCACAUUUGGAGAAUGCGAAAAAUAUCACAUUGGAAGAUUUCAAACAGGAAGAGGUUUGUUCGUUUUUUUUGGAUUUAUAAAAAUUCGUGGAAAUUUAUAGGUGGAUAAUGAGGAACAAGAAGAUAUUGAUGAAGAACUUCUUGAUACAGAUGAUAUUAAUGAAAGAGGAGCUGCUGAAGCGUUUGAUGAUUAUGAAGAACUUGAAAAUGGUGAUGGAGAUCUUGAUAAAACAUCAGAUAUAAUUGGAAAUCCUCCAGCUGGAUGUGAACCACUUUUUUGUCUUCCGCUUUAUUCACUUCUUUCAAUGGGAAAACAGAAAAGAGUUUUUGAUGAAACACCAGCUGGAAUAAGAUUAUGUGUUAUUUCAACAAAUGUUGCUGAAACAUCACUCACAAUUCCUGGUGUCAAAUAUGUAAUUGAUGGAGGAUUUGAAAAAAGAAGGUUAUACGAUUCAAUUACUGGUGUUUCUCGUUUCGCAGUUUGUAGAAUUUCACAAGCAUCAGCUGAUCAACGAGCGGGAAGAGCUGGAAGAAUUUCAGCCGGACAUGCAUAUCGACUUUAUUCAUCUGCAGUUUAUCAAGAUUUUUUGAAAUUUGCCGAUCCUGAAAUUCUAACAAAACCUGCUGAUCAAUUAGUUUUACAUCUGAAGAGUAUGAACAUUGUCAAAGUUGUCAAUUUUCCAUUUCCAUCUGCUCCAAAUACUGAAAUGCUUCAAGCUGCUGAAGAAAGAUUAGUGAAAUUAGGAGCAUUGGAUAUUUCAAAAGAUGUUGCUCGAAUUAAUCGAUUAGGAAAAACUCUAGCUGUUUUUCCACUUGCUCCUCCGUAUGCUAAAUUUAUUGCAAUGUCAAAUCAAUAUGAUCUAAUUAAUCAUGCGAUUCUUCUCAUUUCACUUUUAUCAGGUAAAUUCAUUUUUGUUUCAAAAAAAAAACUUUUUAAAUCCUAUUUUUCAGUUCGUGAACCUCUCAUUCCUGUUUCAUCUCUUCGUGGUGAAACCGCUGAAGAAACUCGAGAUCUUAUGAAAAAUGUGUUGAAGGAACGGAGAAAAUGGUGCACACAAACUGGAGCAAGAAGAUUGGGAGAUUUGAAAGUUUUGAUGCAUGCAGCAAGUGUUGCAGAACAAUUAAAUGUAUGUUUCAUCGAAGAUUCUAGAAAAACAUUCAUAAUUAUUUUUUUUGCAGUACAAACCAUUCGAAUGUGAAAAAGUUGGACUUCGUGUGAAAGCAAUGGUUGAAGCUAGGAAAUUGAGACAACAGCUAACAAAUAUUGUGAAUGCUUCAUGUAAAAAUGAAAAUAUAUCAAUUGAACAGAAUUUGGCACCGCCAACUGAACAACAAGCACAACUUUUGAGGUAAUCUAAUUUUUUAAUAAAAAAAUAUUUUUAUUCUCAAUUUUUUAGACAACUUGUUACAUCUUGUUUCACUGAUCGAAUCGCUCGCCGAGUUGAUCGAUCAGUUGGUCAAGAAGAAGUUCCAAAAGGCGCAUAUCAGACAACGCUCAUCAAAGAAUAUGUGUUCAUUGAUCCUUGUAGUGUCAUGUUCACAGAAGAACCAGAAUUCUUGAUUUAUCAAGAAAUUGUUCAGGUGAACGAGAAGAAAUUGAUGACUUCAUGUUGUUCGGUGAACAAGGAAUGGCUCAGUCGAUUAGCUGAAAAUUAUUGUAGUUUUGAGAAAACUGAUAAGGAUCUUGAACCGAUGUAAGAUUUUUUGUUCUUUGAAACCCUACCCCUAUUUAAAAUUCAAAUUUCAGCUAUGAUCCAGCAAAAGAUGCAAUCGUAAAAUCGGUCAAAGUUCGAUUUGGCCCUCUAAAUUGGGAAUUGCCUGAUGAAUUUCGACCUGUUCCACUUGAUAUCAUGCAAUAUCGAUAUUUUGCUCUCAAUUUACUCGAUGGAAAAAUUUUCGUAAAACUCGCUGAAUAUUCUCCAAAAUUGCUUGCACCUCCUUCAACAAUGGUUAAAUCUUGGGCGAAAUUGCAAAAACGAACAGAAAUAUUGUUGAAUCGAUUGGUUGACAAAGAAAUAUUAUCAAGAAGUGCUUUGAAAGAUAUUUGGUUGAAAAAUGAGAAUUGGUUGUUGGAAGAAUAUUUAGAAUGGUUACCACAAUCAUUACAUCAAGAAGUUACACUUUUAUGGCCGCCGUUGGAGGAAAAUGAGAAAACGAAGAAAAUGGGAAGAAAUAAAAAAUAUUAG